AUGGAAGUGGAUCCAAAACUCGCUCAUUUCGUUAGCAUCACAAUUAACGUCGCUGAUAAGAACGACUGGAUUCCAAACUUUGAAAGUGGAUCAUAUGAAUUCGAUGUUAAGGAAGACACUCUUCCGGGGACUAUUGUGGGACAAGUUAAUGCAUUUGAUCAGGAUAGAGGUGGUCUGGAAGCCCAUUUCAAUGUGAAUGCUGAGAAUGGAUUGAUCACUUUGGCAAGGCCUAUUGAGGCAUUCACAGGGGAGAAGAUUACGCUGCGAAUCGAGGGAGCCGACAGUGGACAGUGA
Caenorhabditis remanei is the source of this 294-nucleotide messenger RNA. RefSeq lists its product as uncharacterized. Gene Ontology annotation, biological process: homophilic cell-cell adhesion. Bases 1 to 294 code for a protein of 97 amino acids. The record is from RefSeq and is a predicted model, not a curated record. Lineage: Eukaryota; Metazoa; Nematoda; Chromadorea; Rhabditida; Rhabditidae. The transcript is spliced from 3 exons. Gene Ontology annotation, cellular component: membrane. Gene Ontology annotation, molecular function: calcium ion binding.